Messenger RNA from Oppia nitens, 1260 nucleotides. It is a transcript of the gene Idh3g, whose product is annotated as isocitrate dehydrogenase [NAD] subunit gamma, mitochondrial-like. Gene Ontology annotation, cellular component: mitochondrion. Lineage: Eukaryota; Metazoa; Arthropoda; Arachnida; Sarcoptiformes; Oppiidae. Bases 64 to 1239 code for a protein of 391 amino acids. The record is from RefSeq and is a predicted model, not a curated record. Gene Ontology annotation, biological process: tricarboxylic acid cycle; isocitrate metabolic process. The transcript is spliced from 7 exons.
UAAUUUGUUUUGUAUAUAUUAUACAGUAAUCACUGUUUCAUAAGUCAUAACAUUUAUCGCAUAAUGACUGCUCUAUUGACCCGAUUUGUGGCCACAACCCGACCAUCACUGGCCAGACAUAUGACUAUGCGAGUUGUAGCCAAUUGUGGCAAUGAUUACAACAAAUCAUUUGGUCGAUCAAUACAUUCUUCGUCUUCAGUGAACAAUACAAAAGCAAAAUACGGCGGAAGAUUUAUGGUUACUUUACUUCCCGGCGAUGGUAUUGGACCUGAAAUGAUGAAAUACGUGAAGAAAGUAUUUAAAGCGGGUGGUUUUCCCGUCGAUUUCGAAGAAGUAAAUCUCGACUCGACUCACGAGGACUUUGAGAACAUGUUUGAAGCCAUCACUUCCAUCAAACGUAACGGCGCUGCACUUAAAGGCAAUAUUGAGACGAGAGAGCACUCAAAGCACUUCUUGUCGCGUAAUGUUGAGCUCCGACUUCGGCUCAAUUUGUUUGCAAAUGUGAUUCACUGUGAGUCGCAAACAGGCAUUCAAACUCGUCAUAAAGAUAUCGACAUAUUUCUCAUCCGACAGAAUACUGAAGGAGAAUACAGCUGUUUAGAGCACGAGAGCGUUGAUGGAGUGGUUGAGAGUCUUAAGAUUAUAACCAGACAGAGGACAGAACAGAUCUCUAGAUAUGCCUUUGAAUUUGCGAAGAAAAAUAACAGAAAAAAGGUUACCUGUGUUCACAAAGCCAAUAUUAUGAAAUUGGCCGAUGGAUUGUUCCUCAAGAUCUGUACAGAUAUGGCUAAAGAAUAUCCAGAAAUUGAAUAUAAUAAUAUGAUUAUUGAUAAUUGUUCGAUGCAGCUCGUUUCAAAUCCAAAUCAAUUUGAUGUCUUACUAUUACCUAAUCUCUAUGGAAAUAUACUGACAAAUCUAGUUUGUGGACUCGUUGGCGGACCUGGUAUUACAUCGGGUCGUAAUUAUGGACAAACUUAUGCAGUAUUUGAAACUGGCACACGAAAUACAGGAAAAUCAGUUGCCGGUAAAAACAUUGCCAAUCCGUUAGCUAUGUUUAAUGCAAGUGCUGACCUACUCGAGUACUUAGAGCUACAUUCAUACGCACAGAUGUUACGUGAGGCCAUAGACAAGUGCAUCAAUGAGGCCAAAGUUCACACACCAGAUAUCAAUGGCAAUAAUACUACCAGUGAUGUCGUAGACUUCUUAUUAAAUGAAGUCAUUCAAAAAACAAAACACUAGUCAUUGAUGUCUUACUUUAGA